Pelodiscus sinensis (Chinese soft-shelled turtle) is the source of this 2482-nucleotide messenger RNA. The record is from RefSeq and is a predicted model, not a curated record. NCBI's taxonomy places the organism in Eukaryota, Metazoa, Chordata, Testudines, Trionychidae.
AGAAGCUAAGGGCUUAUGAGCGCAGCGAGCUGGUUUCUUUGGGACACGAAAAGAAAAACUGGCUGCUUCGUGCCUGUCAGCAUGGUGGAACACGCUGAAUUUCAGAAGGCUGGAAAGGAGCCAGGCCUACAGAUCUGGCGGAUUGAGAAAUUUGAUUUGGUCCCGGUGCCAAAAAACCUGUAUGGAGACUUCUUCACCGGAGAUGCGUAUCUGAUUCUGAACACCGUCAAACAGCGGAGCGGGAACCUGCAGUAUGACCUGCAUUUCUGGUUAGGGGAUUUCUGUAGCCAGGAUGAAAGCGGUGCAGCUGCCAUAUUCACUGUCCAGCUGGACGACUAUCUCCAGGGGAAGGCUAUCCAGCAUCGGGAGGUGCAGGGGCACGAGUCUUCGACUUUCCUGGGAUACUUCAAAUCCGGCCUGAAGUACAAAGCUGGUGGGGUGGCUUCUGGCUUCAAGCACGUGGUUCCCAAUGAGGUGACCGUCCAAAGGCUCCUUCAGAUCAAAGGCAGGCGAGUGGUUCGAGCUACCGAGGUCCCGGUGAGCUGGGACAGUUUCAACAACGGAGACUGUUUCAUCCUGGAUCUGGGCAGCGACAUCCACCAGUGGUGUGGCGCCAAGAGCAAUCGCUUCGAGCGGCUGAAAGCCACCCAGAUGGCCAAGGGAAUCCGGGAUAACGAGCGGAGCGGCCGUGGCAAAGUCUACGUGAUAGAGGAAGGGUCAGAGCGGGAGCAGAUGCUGCAGGUUCUGGGACCGAAGCCCGAUCUGCCAGAAGGAGUCUCUGAUGAGGACGUGAAAGCUGACGCAUCCAAUAGAAAGCUGGCUAAGCUGUACAAGGUCUCCAACGGGGCAGGGACCAUGGCCGUCUCUCUGGUGGCAGACGAGAAUCCGUUCUCCCAGGUUGCACUGAACUCAGACGACUGCUUCAUUCUGGACCAUGGCUCAGAUGGGAAAAUCUUCAUUUGGAAAGGCAAGAAGGCCAACUCCGAUGAGAAGAAGGCAGCCCUGAAAACUGCCUCCGACUUCAUCACCAAGAUGAAGUACCCCAAACACACCCAGAUCCAAGUCCUGCCCGAGAGCGGCGAGACCCCCUUGUUCAAGCAGUUCUUCAAGAACUGGCGGGAGAGGGACCAGACGGAGGGGCUGGGCACGGCCUACAUCUCCAGCCACAUCGCCAAGGUCGAGAACGUGCCCUUCGACGCUGCUACGCUUCACAACUCCACAGCCAUGGCUGCCCAGCACGGCAUGGAGGACGACGGCUCUGGAAAGAAACAGAUCUGGAGAAUAGAAGGCUCCGAGAAAGUGCCCGUGAAUCCAUCGGCGUACGGCCAGUUCUACGGCGGGGACAGCUACAUUAUCCUGUAUGACUACAAGCAUGGAGGGAAAACGGGACAGAUCAUCUACACUUGGCAGGGUGCGGAUUCCUCCCAGGAUGAAAUCACGGCCUCCGCAUUCCUCAGCGUUCAGCUGGACGAAGAGCUGGGAGGCAGCCCAGUGCAGAAACGCGUGGUGCAGGGAAAAGAGCCUCCUCAUUUGAUGAGCAUGUUUGGCGGGAAACCUUUGAUUGUCUACAAUGGUGGAACCUCCAGGGAUGGAGGCCAGACGGCACCUGCCGCCACACGGCUGUUCCAGGUCCGCUCCAGCACAUCCGGGGCCACCAGAGCCGUGGAGCUGGAGGCUGUGGCCAGCGAGCUGAACUCCAACGAUGCCUUUGUCCUGAAAACUCCAUCUGCUGCUUAUCUCUGGGUGGGCCAAGCAGCCAGCGACACCGAGCUAGCUGGGGCACAAGAGCUGCUGAAGAUCCUGGGGGCGCGCCCGGUGCAAAUCGCCGAGGGCAGCGAGCCAGAUAGCUUCUGGGAGGCUCUGGGUGGAAAAGCAGCAUAUCGCACCUCCCCCCGGCUGAAGGACAGGAAGAUGGACGUUCACCCGCCUCGCCUCUUCGCCUGCUCAAACAAGAGCGGGCGCUUCAUUAUUGAAGAGGUUCCUGGAGAGUUGACCCAGGAUGACCUUGCUACAGAUGAUGUUAUGAUCCUUGACACAUGGGACCAGGUCUUUGUCUGGAUUGGAAAUGAGGCUCAUGAAGAAGAAAAGACUGAGGCCGUGACAUCUGCUAAAAGGUACAUUGAAACUGAUCCUGCCAACAGAGAUAAGAGAACUCCUAUCACUAUCAUCAAGCAAGGAUUCGAACCUCCCACCUUCUCUGGCUGGUUCCUGGGUUGGGAUGACGAUUACUGGACUGUUGAUCCUCUGGAGAGGGCCAUGGCAGAGCUGGCUGCCUAAGUAAAAGAGGAUCCUUUUUUAAAUAGAGCAAGUUUGGUGCCUUCACUGCCUACAAGAGCUACUUCCUCCUGCAGGAUAAACAUUCAUGUUUUUAAUAGCCAACUAGCUGUGCAAUAAUUAAAGAAAUUCAUGAUGAGACCUAUCACCCUACCCGUUGCUUUGAAUACGGUAUUUAAUACAAUAAAGCUUACAUGGAAUACUAAAA